AUGGACUCUUUUGCUUUCUUGGUAGGGUUAGAUGAUUGCCUGCAGCAGUAUGUCCACAAGUUUGAACGAGAGAAGAUUAACGGAGAGCAGCUGCUACAGAUUUCCCACCAGGAUCUUGAGGAGCUGGGUGUCACACGCAUCGGACACCAGGAACUUGUGCUGGAGGCUGUCGACCUUCUCUGUGCACUGAAUUAUGGCCUUGAAACUGACAAUAUGAAGAACUUGGUUUUGAAACUGCGAGCGUCCUCCCAUAAUUUACAGAAUUACAUAAGCAGCAGGAGGAAAAGUCAAGCUUAUGAUGGGAACACCUCCCACAAGCCCCCCAAUGAGUUCCUGACUUCUGUAGUGGAGCUCAUAGGUGCUGCCAAGGCCUUGUUAGCUUGGCUAGACAGGGCUCCAUUUACAGGGAUCACUGACUUCUCAGUGACAAAGAAUAAAAUUAUUCAGCUUUGCUUGGACCUGACCACUACAGUCCAGAAGGAUUGCCUUGUAGCAGAAAUGGAGGAUAAAGUUUUGGCUGUAGUCAAGGUUUUAAAUGGCAUCUGUGACAAGACCAUCCGAUCUACCACGGAUCCUGUAAUGAGCCAGUGUGCAUGUCUGGAAGAAGUUCACCUACCAAACAUUAAACCUGGGGAAGGUUUGGGUAUGUACAUCAAAUCAACCUAUGAUGGAUUGCACGUGAUUACGGGAACCACAGAAAAUUCUCCUGCAGACAGAUCCCAGAAGAUUCAUGCUGGUGAUGAAGUCAUUCAGGUUAAUCAGCAAACUGUGGUGGGAUGGCAGCUAAAAAAUCUGGUGAGAAAGUUGAGAGAGAAUCCUACUGGAGUUGUGUUACUGCUUAAGAAGCGCCCCACGAGUUCCUUCAACUUCACUCCUGCCCCCCUGAAAAACCUACGGUGGAGGCCGCCCCUGGUGCAGACCUCGCCUCCCACUACGACCACCCAGUCCCCAGACAGCACGAUGGAUGCCUCACUGAAGAAGGAGAAGCCAGCCAUCCUGGACCUUUACAUUCCUCCCCCACCAAGUGUUCCCUACUCGCCCCGGGAAGAGAAUGGGGGUUCUGUUUACGGAUUCAGUAAAUGUAAACAGCCACAGCCUGGUCCUAAGGGUUCCGAGUCCCCCAAUUCCUUCCUGGACCAGGAAAGCCGGAGACGGAGAUUCACCAUUGCGGAUUCUGAUCAGCUGCCUGGCUAUUCCGUGGAAACCAAUAUUCUGCCCGCAAAAAUGAGAGAGAAAACGCCAUCUUAUGGCAAGCCCCGGCCUCUGUCGAUGCCUGCGGAUGCGAGCUGGAUGGGCAUCGUGGACCCUUUCGCUAGACCUCGAGGUCAUGGGAGGAAAACUUUUGUUUCUACCAAUCUGACAUCAUACAUGGCUACUGAUGGCAAUGAGCUUGUUCCCUUGCGUCAGAAGCAGAGAAAGAGAACUCAAGGUUUUUUCAGCAUGAGUCGAAGGAGGAUAUCGUGUAAAGACCUGGGGCAUGCUGACUGCCAAGGGUGGCUCUAUAAGAAAAAGGAGAAAGGAACUUUCCUAGGCAACAAAUGGAAAAAGUUCUGGGUGGUCCUGAAGGGGUCGUCGCUGUACUGGUACAGCAAUCAGCUGGCAGAAAAGGCUGAUGGAUUUGUUAACCUGCCUGAUUUCACUGUAGAGAAAGCGUCUGAAUGCAAGAAAAAGCAUGCUUUUAAGAUCAGUCAUCCACAGAUCAAGACCUUUUAUUUCGCUGCUGAGAAUGUGCAGGAAAUGAACUUGUGGUUAAACAAAUUGGGAUUAGCUGAAAUCCAUCCUGAAUCCACUUCAAAGGAUGAAGAAUGCUACAGUGAGAGUGAACAGGAAGAUCCUGAAAUAGCGGUCCAGACGCCACCCCUUCAUCACUCUGCAGAGACCAAGAGUGGGGCUGCACAGCAGGCAUCUUCAUCUUCACCCAAAUUGAGUGAAACAUCACGUUCUUUCUCUUCCAUGGAAAACAUAAAAAAGACUCCCAGCAGUUUGUCUUCCUCCAUAUCGAGAGAAAGACAGUCCUGGAUUGACAUGGUUAGCAGCUCAUCUGCCGCUGAAGGUAUGGGAAAGCCUGUGACAUGUGCUGUGCAGCUGCUCUCACCUGCCCCCUCAGAGGCAAACGGCCGCGGGGCCCUGGAAAACAACGCUGAUGCAUCAGAAAGUGGAUUUUUGAACUCUCUGUCAAGUGAUGAUACUUCUUCCUUGAAUAGCAAUGUCAACCAUCUUACCGUCCCAGAUAAGCCUACUGGAUCAAAGAUGACAGACAGAGAAGAGACAAAAGCCUCCGAAGAUGAUGAAAUGGAGAAGCUCUACAAAUCGUUAGAGCAAGCUAGUCUGUCUCCUCUUGGGGACCGACGACCUUCAACCAAAAAGGAGCUGAGAAAGUCCUUUGUCAAGAGGUGCAAGAAUCCAUCCAUAAAUGAGAAACUCCACAAAAUACGAACUUUGAAUAGCACAUUAAAGUGUAAAGAACACGACCUGGCCAUGAUUAACCAGCUGCUGGAUGAUCCGAAGCUGACAGCCAGAAAAUACAGGGAGUGGAAGGUCAUGAACACCCUGCUGAUCCAGGACAUCUAUCAGCAACAUCAGCAGAGGCGAGCCCCCAUGUCUGCCUCCGAAGGCUCCCCCCAGAAACCACCUUCCUCUGCCCGCCUUGAAAAUUCUAUUUGA
Budorcas taxicolor (takin) is the source of this 2664-nucleotide messenger RNA. Its product is annotated as CNK3/IPCEF1 fusion protein. Bases 1 to 2664 code for a protein of 887 amino acids. The transcript is spliced from 22 exons. Gene Ontology annotation, biological process: regulation of signal transduction. Gene Ontology annotation, molecular function: protein binding. The record is from RefSeq and is a predicted model, not a curated record. Gene Ontology annotation, cellular component: cytoplasm; membrane. Lineage: Eukaryota; Metazoa; Chordata; Mammalia; Artiodactyla; Bovidae.